Pichia kudriavzevii is the source of this 3816-nucleotide messenger RNA. RefSeq lists its product as uncharacterized. The transcript has a single exon. Gene Ontology annotation, cellular component: chromatin; nucleus. The coding region runs from base 1 to 3816 and encodes 1271 amino acids. Gene Ontology annotation, biological process: DNA repair; mitotic sister chromatid cohesion. Lineage: Eukaryota; Fungi; Ascomycota; Pichiomycetes; Pichiales; Pichiaceae. The record is from RefSeq and is a predicted model, not a curated record.
AUGACAGAGGGGAGGAGAUUGAAAUUCAAGGAAGAGAUAGUCUCAACAGUUUCGAAUCCGAUCUCCACAAGGGAAUUACUGACGCGUCUCGCUGAGCUUCAUCAGGAACUAUCCAUUUUGGAGCAAUCACAAAUCGAUUUGGCGUCACUUUCAGUCGUUAAAGAGCAAUUGGUCAACAAAAAGCUUCUGAAAAACACAAAUAGGGGCGUUCAAGCUUUAGUUUGUUGCUGCUUAACAGAUGUUCUAAGAUUAUUUGCUCCAGAUGCUCCUUACAGUAGUUCGACUUUGGCUUCAAUUUUUAGAUUGUUCCUUCAACAGUUCCCUUUUUUGGACGACCAAGAUUCUGUUUACUAUCCUCAUUAUGUUUACAUGCUUGAGAGAAUAGCCGAAGUGAAGUUAAUCGCUUUAAUGACAGACUUGGAUCAUAACGAGAAGUUGAUUGUACGAUUAUUUGAAACCUUUUAUGCACUAACUUCAAACGAAUCUUUUGAUAAAGAAAAAUUACAACCUGCACUGAUUAGUAUACUCAAUGAAGUUAUUAGUGAAGCCAACCAAUUGGAUCUGCGGGUUUUGAAGCUAAUCUUGAACAAGUUUUUGGCAAAUUCAAAGAAUAUGAAAAACCAAUCAAAUAUUAGGGUUCCCGGAUUUGAUUUGAGUUUGGCCCUCUGUGAAAUCAACUCCGACAAAUUGUCGAGGUUGGUUACCUACUUUUUCUCAGAAAUGAUACUUGAAGCAACAAAAAAUGACGAUGCUUAUGACAUGGAUUAUAGUGAAAGCGACGAUUCAGAGGAUAACAAGAAUAACAGCAGAGAUGGACAAGGACCUAUGAUCGAUAUGGUCCAAAUGAAAAAGAUUCACACAUUGGCCGUAGAAUUAUGGAGGUAUGUUCCGGAAAUGCUAACAUCCGUUCUAGGUUUACUCGACAACGAGCUCGAAGCUGAUGAUCCCCUAGUUCGAUCGAUCGCUACUGAUACCAUUAGUAAAAUGCUAGCCAUGCAACCAUCGAGGAUCAAUUUCCCAGCAACGUUUGCCAGCACUUACUUGAAUUGGCUGAAAAAACCUUUUGAUAUCUCAAUAUCCUUGAGGAGGACGUGGAUAAACGGUUCAGCAGAGAUCCUUGAAGCUCGAAAUGAUAUAACCUCCGAUAUCGUUAACGGGUUGUUGAAAACUUUGGUCGAUUCAAAUGAUAAAGUAAGGCUUCAAACCAUAGUUGAGCUAAAAAAAUUGAAGCCAUCAACUUUCCUUGACAAGGUAAUGAAGGAUUCCUUAAUGGAUACUUUGUUCAAACUCAUCCGGGAGAAGCACCAUACGAUUAGAACCGAAAUAAUCAAUUUCUUAUCAACCAUUUAUAAUUAUGCCACCAAGGAGGAAACACACCGUUCCCAUCGUAUGAUCCAGGAUAUUCCAAAUCACAUUCUAAACUUGAUUUACAUUAAUGAUAAUACAAUCAACGCCGAAGUUGACAUAGCAUUGUGUGAAAAAAUACUACCGUUCAGCUCAAAUACCGAGGCUAGAGUUAAUAGGCUAUUGUUUACUUUAUCUGUGUUGAACGACAAGGCCAGGCAAUCAUUUUUAGCCAUUUUGAGGAGACAGCCACAGGUUUCGAAGGUGAUUUUGCAGCUGAUUGCCAUUAUUGAAGAUGAAGAGGAUGAGCAUAAAGAUCAGAAAAUUGGGAAUGCUGUUAAAUGGCUCUCUAAGGGGUUCCCACCGACCUAUAAUCCACAAGAAAGUCUUCAAUCCUUCAUCUCUCUUGAUAAUAAACGAUUUUUCCGUUUGUUGAGGGUAAUCUCUACACCAUCAUCAGAUUAUGAUACUAUAGUUAAUGGAAUGAAAGAAAUUUUAAACAGACUCAGAGACGGAAAACUUUUUGACCAAAAUAAACUUUUUGAAAGUGUAAAGACAGGUGAAAUCUAUAAUACCAUCCAACUACUGAUGCUAAGAAGCUCUAACGUAUUCUUGAAUGUCGACAAUAUAACUGAACUAAUUGAAAUAAAUAAUGAUUCCACCCAUCAAUUCAACCAAGCGGCAAAACUUCUGUUAACUAAUAUUUCCAUAAUAUACCCAGAAAAUCUAUCAUCUAGUAUAAAAGGUAUCGUAGAUAGGUUGGUAGAAAAGGCUAGAAAUAUUGAUUUCUGCGGAACAAGGAUCCAUAGUGAUUGCUGGAAAGAUCUCAAAAUUAUCCAUAAAUUUCUAGAAAAUGGCGACAGGGUAUGUGGGAACAGGGAAUUUUACGACACUCUUUUUGAUUUCUCCAUCAAAGGUACCGUUUUGGAAGCUAAAUAUUCCGUUAAAAUCAUGAACAAGAUGGAAGAAGAAAUAAAGGGUGUCUAUUUUGUUAAAAUGGUCCACCAUGUUUGGCCACUUAAUAUUGGAUCUUCUUUUUUCAAUACGCAUUUAUCAGCUCUUUGUUCCUUGUUUUUAUGUGACCUGAUAUCCGUUGACCACAUUAAGGAGGAACUUAGUGAAUUUUUAGCCAGUGAGGUCCUUCUAAAAAAUCGUUUGAAAGAGGAGGAGAACGAGGAAGCAAAACUAUCGACAUGGAUAAGUGAUGAAGAUCUGAAUUAUAGUAUUGAAAACACAAAUUGCUAUUCCAAGAUCUUGGCCAUGAAAUUGCUGACCAAUUGGUUAAUUUCAAUCAGUGACUAUCCAACCGCAGAAGUAGAACAGAUAGCAAAGCCUAUUUUAAGCAUGUUAUCUUCAUUCAUUAAUAGAGGAGGUGAGAUUGUUUCUACGAACGAUACACCUCCAAGAUUUGCUUCGAGGUUGAGGGUGCAUGCAGGGAUUGAACUGACAAAGCUUUCUCAAUAUCCAUCUUACGAAACAUUGAUUGAUCAACGUAGAAUCAAUAGAUUGAUUUUACUUGUUCAAGAUGUCGAAAUGAAUGUGAGGAAAUUGUUUUUAGAGAAACUCAAGAAGAAGAUAAUCCAAAAUAGGGUUUCCAAAAAGUUUUUACCUCUUAUAUUCUUCACUGCAUUUGAACCGGAGAAGUCUCUCAAAUUAACUACCACUACUUGGAUUACAGCUCUAUUCACAAAAAGGGCGAGUAGUUCAAAUACAGAAGCUCUUAUAUUUGAGAAAUCAUACAUCAGAUUACUCCAUAUGCUUGGAAAUCACCCCGAAUUUAAGGAACUAUUUGGCUCUUACACCGAAGUUGAUGAUUCCCAAGAAGGAACUAAACAUGAUGCUUUCAAAGAAAUGUCAAUGUUCGCUAUAACACACAUAGUGUAUGCUUUAUCUCUUAUUAGCACUUUCGAUAACAUCUCCUUAUUGUAUUAUCUCAGCCAGAGGAUUAAACAAUUUGAAGCUAUCUCAACUAUCGAGGGAGAACACUCUGAUACUGCAAUUUAUUUCAUUUCCGAUUUAUCACAAGCUGCUCUGAAAUACAUUGGGAAAGUCAAAAAUUGGAAUAUAUCGAUUUGGCCUAAUCAGCUCAGUCUACCUAGUGAUCUUUUCUCAAAGUUAAGCAAUGAUAAGGCAAAUGAAAACGUGAAAACCAAUUUUAUUCCCGAUAAAUAUGCCUCUGCUAUAGAUGAGUUGAUCAGAUUAAGGUGGAGAGCAGAACACACCCCUGCAAAGAGCAGAAAAAACAAAAAGAAGCACUCUCAACUGGAGGUGCAAGCCCUUGAGGACGGGGAAGAUAAUACAGGCAAAAGGAAUUUUACCAAAAAACGUAAAAAUUCAGAUGAUGGAGGCAUCCGUUCUUUAAAAGAAGGGGAUCAAGAUUACGUUGAAAAAAGUACAAAGGGCUCAAAAUACAAAGGUGUUAGAAGAAGUAAGAGGUCCAGAAGGGUGGACUACAACGAAGAGACCUAUUAG